UAGUUCCUUGCGCGCGUAGGCUGAGAAGGAGAGUCGCAUUCCUCUCCCAUGGCCUGCUCGGCUCACUCACCACACGAUGUCGGACACAGGCGUGGCGGCGUCGCCGAGCUCAAGGGCGACAAGCGGGUGGAGCGGGCCGUCGGCUGGGGAGGGGGGAGCAGAGCCUCUGCACUGCGCCCUCGGGGCCGUGGCGGAGGAGCUCCACCCGUCGGAGCUGGCAUGGGCCAGAGGGCGCGGAUCGCUGCAACGAGGCAUCGAGUUUGCCGCCGGGCGCGUCGCCCUCCGCCGAGCGCUGUCCCUCGCCGGAUCGCCGGCAUGCGGCGCUCUGCUCCCUGACGCCAGCGGUGCGCCGGAGAUGCCCGGCUGCGUCGGCGACGCCCAGCUGCUCGGCUCCAUAUCCCACACGCGCAGCUGCCGCGGCGAACCCGGCGGCGGCGAAGCCGGCGGCGGCGGCGGCGGCGGCGGGCUCGCGGUGGCACUGGUGGCGGCGGUGCGUGGCGGCGCGAGGGGGCGGGUGGGCGUCGGGGUCGACGUGGAGAGCGCCCGCCGGCGUCCUUCGGAGCGCCUCGCACGUCGUGUCCUCGCGCCGGUCGAGCGUGAGGCGUUUGAGGACGAGUCGUCGUCCCUCGGCCUCGAGCCUGCGUCCGCCGUGAUGCUGCACUUCAGCCUGAAGGAGGCGCUGUACAAGGCGAUCCACCCGCUGCUGCCCGCCACAAUCCCGUGGCACUCGAUCGCUGUCUUGCCCCAGCCCGACGGCCGCUGCGCCGUCCUCAAGGCGGACGCCUUCCGCGCGCUCGAGGCGGACGCGGGCUUGGACGUGGAGGUGCAGGCGAGCUGGGCGCAGCGCCACGGAGUGUUUGUGACGACGGCUGCCGCUUGCGCGCGACCGCUGGGCCAGCAAGUGCCGACACGACCUGAGAAAUGUGAUGAGUUCUUCUAGAAAAAAGCGAAUUACAUGUGCUGCAACAAUGUUACCAAUGGCAAUACAUGUGCUGCAACAAUGUUAUCAAUGGCAAUACAAGACUUACGGUUACGCCCACCGGCCGUACCGCGUACGACGCGCACUGAAACAGCGCGCGCCUCGUACGAUGAGUCUUGUCAUCCUCUUGAACGUUGAAGUCUUGUGUCUCUCAUUGGACAUUGAGAAGCGUCGGUC
Molecule: messenger RNA, 1156 nt
Organism: Emiliania huxleyi CCMP1516
Lineage: Eukaryota; Haptophyta; Isochrysidales; Noelaerhabdaceae
Exons: 5
Coding region: 77-940 (287 amino acids)
Biological process (GO): enterobactin biosynthetic process
Cellular component (GO): enterobactin synthetase complex; plasma membrane
Molecular function (GO): magnesium ion binding; holo-[acyl-carrier-protein] synthase activity
Source: RefSeq, a predicted model, not a curated record